AUGGGGCUGAACUUGAAUGUGAAGCUACAUUCUCCUAAAAAUGUAGCAGUUGUUAUAUCUGAUGGGAAGAAGGAAAGGAAAGAAGGUGAUGCCGUGAGUUUAACCUGUGCCAGUGAUGCCAACCCUGCUGCCAAUGCCUUUACCUGGUACAACAAUAAGAGAGAUGGAACUGUAGAGCUGAGGGAGGAGCAGGGGCGGAGCAUAACUGUGACUGUGGGGCGGGGCAGAGAGACAUUCUCCUGCACUGCAAGGAACCCACUGGGAACUGGGAAUUCCACUCUCUCUGAGCUGCAGGUUUUGUAUAAAGCCCAAAAUGUCACAAUAGAAGGAAAAGAUGAAGUGAAGGAAGGAGCAGCCCUGGAGCUUGAAUGCCAUUUCUCAGACUAUAACCCACCAACAACUCAGUACAGCUACAGCUGGUAUCUAAAUGGGAAUCCUGUGACUGGGGAGACUGGCAGAAUAUUACAGAUAAAUAACAUUACAGAGUCCCAUUCUGGCACCUACAGCUGCAAUGUGCAGAACCGAGCGGGACCUUCCUAUUCCCCAGGCUUUGCUGUCACAGUCAUGUCUGCACAGACAGGAGAGAAACUGCCCAUGAGGAUUAUACUCGGGGGUGGAGCUGGUUCUGUAUUGGUCAAACUAUUGGUUCUGGCUCUGUAUUUAUUUCUUAGGAACGGCACAGCAGCGACCCAGAUGGGUGAGAUUGAGUUAGAAGAUCUUUACACCGAGCCAAAGGCCGAGAGUCUCAUUUAG
Xenopus tropicalis (tropical clawed frog) is the source of this 753-nucleotide messenger RNA. RefSeq names its product B-cell receptor CD22-like. The coding region runs from base 1 to 753 and encodes 250 amino acids. The transcript is spliced from 6 exons. Lineage: Eukaryota; Metazoa; Chordata; Amphibia; Anura; Pipidae. The record is from RefSeq and is a predicted model, not a curated record.